Molecule: messenger RNA, 3967 nt
Organism: Salvelinus fontinalis (brook trout)
Lineage: Eukaryota; Metazoa; Chordata; Actinopteri; Salmoniformes; Salmonidae
Product: mitochondrial dicarboxylate carrier-like
Exons: 11
Coding region: 473-1333 (286 amino acids)
Biological process (GO): thiosulfate transport; malate transmembrane transport; mitochondrial transport
Cellular component (GO): mitochondrial membrane
Molecular function (GO): sulfate transmembrane transporter activity; thiosulfate transmembrane transporter activity; succinate transmembrane transporter activity
Source: RefSeq, a predicted model, not a curated record
AAACCGGGGACUUUUUCAGUUUUGACGUUUACAAAAACAACCUGCAGAAAAUAAAUUGUCGAGCGGCGACCUUUGAGUCUGGCUAGCUAGAGCACUAGGAGGCAGUUCCUCAGCCCGGGGUAGCAAUUGGCUGCGCGUGCACUCACUGCGACUCCCCUCUUGUCUCUCUGUCGAUCCAUUUCCUAUCACGCGUUCUGUAAAAUUGCCUACACACACACACACGCACGAUGUGGUUUGCGUGUGUGUGCGUGCACCGGAACCCAAAGUCCGUCGGUGGCGUCGGCAAAUUUGAAGAUUAACGAGGUUAUCCUCCAUUCGACCCGCGGAGAGAGAGAGGACCAGAAAGCACAGACUGCUGCGCCGACCUGCUUGCGUGUCGAGGCGGAAAGGAAGCUUGGCCAGCUGCGUUGUUGGACUGGAUCGAAUUGGACUCAGUGAAGAGCAGUAGGACUAUAUAAAGACAGGGGGGAAUAUGACCGAUAAACGGAUGUCGCGGUGGUAUUUUGGGGGCCUCGCCUCCUGUGGGGCUGCCUGCUGCACCCACCCUCUGGAUCUUAUCAAAGUCCACCUGCAGACCCAGCAGAAGGGGAAGAUGGGGAUGGUGAGCAUGGCCAUGCAGGUAGUGAAGAACGAUGGAGCUCUGGCUCUGUACAACGGACUCAGCGCAUCACUCUGCAGACAGAUGUCCUAUUCUCUAACUAGGUUUGCUAUCUAUGAGACAGUCAGAGACAUGUUGAGCAGCAGUAACCAGGGGCCCAUGCCUUUCUACCAGAAGGUGCUGCUGGGGGCCUUCGGAGGUUUUACUGGCGGGUUCAUUGGUACUCCUGCAGACAUGGUGAACGUCAGGAUGCAGAAUGAUGUUAAACUUCCCCCAGAGCUGAGGAGAAACUACAAACAUGCUGUGGACGGUCUCUUCAGGGUCUUCAGAGAAGAGGGGGUGAGGAAGUUGUUCUCAGGAGCCACCAUGGCCUCCAGCAGAGGAGCUCUGGUCACCGUGGGACAGUUGGCAUGUUAUGACCAGGCUAAACAGCUGGUGCUGUCUUCAGGCUUCAUGGGAGAUAACAUCCUCACACACUUCCUGUCCAGCUUCAUCGCUGGAGGCUGUGCUACGUUCCUGUGUCAGCCUCUAGAUGUGAUGAAGACCAGGUUGAUGAACUCUAAAGGAGAAUACUCAGGUGUGAUACACUGUCUGAGAGUGACGGCUAAAGAGGGACCCGGGGCCUUCUACAAGGGUCUUGUUCCUGCAGGGAUCCGUCUGAUCCCUCACACGGUGCUCACCUUCAUCUUCCUCGAGCAGCUCAAGAACAACUUCGGCAUCGUCGUCAUCUCCUGAGCACGCUCCAUGACCUACGACCUUUACCCUCUAACCCCCUGCCAACGUCAACCAAUCCCCUUUCACUGCCACGGUGCCCCCCCCACCCCAUGGCCCUGCGCUGUCCAAUCACACAGAGAGGGAGAUGUAGGGAUGGAAUGCCUGCUAUGCUAUCCUACCCGGCCCUCUUUCACCUGCUCUGGAAAUCAACCAAUCACCCGGGGAAAAGACUACGAAGGAACUGCCUACACCUGCACCAUCACAGCCUUGUCCACAGGAAGAGUUGUCAUAGCAACGCCAGUCAAACCCUGCUGUGACAUCAUCUCCAUGCGUCUGUCAUCAUCAAUAGUGCCAUUCUCAAUGGGGCCUGCGCCUCAAAUCAUACACUAUUCACUAUGUAGUGCAUUACUUAUGACUCUUAAUCUGUAGUGCACUUAACAUGUAGCUCUGGUCAGAAGUAGUGCACUACGUAGGGAACAUAGUGUCACCUGAGUUCACUUCCUAGACAGUGUUAAUGUGUUUAUACUGUAGCCUUCCACCACCAUCAUCAUCAUCAUGUAUCACCCAAAUCAGUUCCAUUCCACACCACACCAGUCCUCAUGUAUUACUAGCAGUGUACUAGUUGUAGUAGUAUGUAUUACUAGCGGCGUACUAGUUGUGGUAGUGUGUAUUACUAGCAGUGUACUAGUUGUAGUAUGUAUUACUAGCAGUGUACUAGUUGUAGUAGUGUGUAUUACUAGCGGUGUACUAGUUGCAGUAGUGUGUAUUACUAGCAGUGUACUAGUUAUAGUAGUAUGUAUUACUAGCAGUGUAUUAGUUGUAGUAGUAUGUAUUACUAGCGGUGUACAAGUUGUAGUAGUAUGUAUUACUAGCGGUGUACAAGUUGUAGUAGUAUAUAUUACUAGCGGUGUACUAGUUAUAGUAGUAUGUAUUACUAGCAGUGUAUUAGUUGUAGUAGUAUGUAUUACUAGCAGUGUACUAGUUAUAGUAGUAUGUAUUACUAGCGGUGUACUAGUGGUAGUAGUAUGUAUUACUAUAAUGUAUUACUAGCACUGUACUAGUGAUAGUAGUAUGUAUUACUAUAAUGUAUUACUAGCACUGUACUAGUGAUAGUAGUGUGUAUUACUAUAAUGUAUUACUAGGGGUGUACUAGUUAUACUAGUAUGCAGUGUACUAGUUAUAGUAGUAUGUAUUACUAGUCGUGUACUAGUGAUAGUAGUGUGUAUUACUAUAAUGUAUUACUGGUGUCAAUGUAGAUCGCUACAACAUUGUCCUUCUAACUGGAACCAUCUCAGAUACUGUCACAUCGGGGGGUGACCGUGACAAAGGGCCCUCUUCCUGUUCAUAACACUGUAACAGCGGCAGGUAGCCUCGCGGUUCAGAGCGUCGGGCCAGUAACCCGAAAGGUUGCCGUGUGGAAUCCCCGAGCUGACGAGGUAAUACAUCUGGUGUUGUGCCCUCGAGCGAGACACUUAACCAUAAUGCCUCUGGAUAAGAGCGUCACUAAAUGACUCAAAUGGUCAUGUACUGUGACAGGUCAGUGCUAUUCCUGUUCAUAAGGGAUGCUUAUUACUAUAACAGGUCAGUGCUAUUCCUGUUCAUAAGGGAUGCUUAUUACUAUAACGGGAGAUCAGUGCUAUAACUAGAAUCUUAUGAAUCUCACGUCAUCAACUCAGAGACAUUUGGGAGUGGCAUUGGGUGACAUAGGGUGCUAUUCCUGCCUAUAAGGGAUGCUGCAUAACAGGUUAUAAUGCCAUAACACCAUGGCUAUAAAGCCAUCGCAUGCUUACAGACAAAGGUACUAAACAGAAGAAGUUGCCCCCUAGGCACUGAUUCUGGGUCAGACAUUAGUUGUAUCCCCCUACCAGUUAAAGUUAUUGUUGCGGCUAGGUGAUCUGAUCCUAGAUCUGUGGUUAGGGACAACAGUAGAAAUUCCCACCAAGGGCAAUGUGACCAUGAGAUAUAACUGGACAGAGAUAAGAGACGUAUAGUGAAUAGGUUGUACACUACCUUUGACCAGGCCCCGUAGGGCCCUAUAGGAGAUCAUUUAGAGAUACUGUGAGUUAGAGAGAGAUACUGUUUACUGGGGCCUGGAUGAAACUGCUGACUUUAAGGCACUUUAUUAAAUACACACACACACACAGGUGCCCACAAACACACACAUAAGCACACUCAUCUAAGACAAACAGACAAACCCUACAGGUAACUUCAGGCAGUUCUCUGUACGUAAUAGGGCCAUUUGUGGGGCGGGGGGGGGGGGGACACCCACAGUGAGUCAGGAUGCCUUUUCCUCUGUAGCCUCCAGGGGGCAGCAUGGUACUGUGUGUGUUUGGGAGACUGGUCAUUAUGAAUGAGUGACUGAUUAUUAACAGACAAGUAUGUCUCUGUGUGAAUGAGAGAGGAUUCAUUCAUAAAUACUACGGUGAGAUUGUGUUUGUGAGUGUGUUUCAGUUAAUUGUUUGACUGUAUUUGAUAGGCCAUUAUUAAAGAGUGGUAUUGGGGAACCACCCCUUGUACACGCGCACACACACACACACACAAUCUCUAGGAAUGGAAAUGAGAUUGUAGAACCCAGCUCUGUGCGGCUGUACAUGUACGGGUCUGUAUUUUGUAGAUUGUUUUUUGAAUUAAAAUACUAAUAAAUAAUAACUGUCA